Messenger RNA from Drosophila bipectinata, 2590 nucleotides. Its product is annotated as glycine, alanine and asparagine-rich protein. The record is from RefSeq and is a predicted model, not a curated record. Lineage: Eukaryota; Metazoa; Arthropoda; Insecta; Diptera; Drosophilidae.
GGGUUUAGAACGCCACGGAACGUCCGACGCCGAACAACUUUGUUACCGCUCUCCCAGAACGCGAAUAAAAUCCCCAAAAAAAACAUAUACUCACAUCAAGAGAGAGAAGAACUGGAGGAACAACAACCGCAGCAGCAGCAGCAGCAACACCAGCACCAGCAGCAGCAGCAGCAGCAGAAGCAGCAACAACGACACCGCAAAAAUACACGACCGGAGAGACAAUAAAAGUCGGCCAGCGGCCAAAAACGCGCUCAUUGCGUGCGCUGUUUUCGCAACGGCAACGGAAAAUUAGCCCCGGAGAAAGAAAGAGAAAGGGAAUAAAAAGAGAGUGAGAGAGAGAUAGAUAGGUAGUAGACUGUACGGCAACAGAAUACGGAUUGCGGAAUAUACACGGAAGAGGAGUCAGGAUGCGACACGCAUUUGUUGGAUUAAUUGUGUGCUGGCUGGCAGUUUGUCAACCGCAAGCUGAGGCGCAGUUUGGAGGCUUCGGAUUCCAGCCGCAGUUCCAGCAGCCCUUCCAGCAGCCCUUCCAGCAACAGGUAUACUACCGACCCCAAACCCAAUACCAGCCAGCGGUGGCUUAUCGCCAGCAGCAACCUGUGGCGUAUCAGCAACCACUGGCUUACCAGCAACCUAUAGCUUACCAGCAACCCAUAGCUUAUCAGCAACCCGUGGUUUACCAACAGCAACCCCAGCGUCGCCAGGGAUCCGUCUCCAAGGCCAACACGAAUGCCUACGAACGGCAGGUGGACUUUGGCAACAACCUGGAGUACACCCAGGGUCUAUCCAACUCCCGGGCGGUGACCAAACAGAACGGCAAUCGUGUGGUGACCAACAGUCAGGCCCAGACCCGUGACGUUGAUCUUGGUGGCCUCCAGUUGGGCAACACCCUCACCCGCACUAGGACGAAUGCCAACGGAGCUGUUUCUCAGGGUAUCGCCGAUCAGUUUAGGAUCGGAAAUGUUGGCCUGGGCGCUUCUCUGUCGCCCCAGAAUCUGCAGAACGGCUUUGGUCUGCAGCGCGGUGCCGAUGGCGAUCUGCGACUGGGUCUCGGUUUCCUCAACCUCGACCUGGACAGGAAUGUCCAGAACUCGAACACCCUGUCGCAGGCCCAGGUGAAUGCCCAGGGCAAGGGUGCCAAGGCGGGAUCCUCAAGCAACAGCCAGUCGAACACCCAGCAAUACGGCGGAGUCACCGUCACGGACACGCGCUCCAACUCGAAUGCCUUCGGCAAGGCACGCCGCGGCCAGACCUCGGCCAGCACCGGCGGCUUCGGCGGCACUGCAGCCACCAAUGGCCAGAGCUUCGGGGGACCCUUCCAGCGGGUGGUGCGUCAGCAGCCGGUGGCUCGCAGGCGACCCAAGCGGCGGGCACAGUUCGUGCCGUUCGGCUAUCCGGGCAGGCCCUUCGCCCCUGGACCCUUCGCCCCCCGACCCCUAGAAUGGGACAGACCUCGCCGGCAGUUCGGCGGUUUCGGAGGCUUCGGAGGAGGACCUGGAUUUGGUGGACCGGGAUUCGGUGAACCUGAGUACGGCCCUGAAAACCCCGAAUACUUCGGAGGUGGCCCAGGCUUCGAGAACUUCCAGCAACAGCAGCCGGGCCGGAAGAAGGGCCACAAGAACCAGCAGCAGGCCCAUGGUAAUGCCCAUGCCCAGGGUGGACCCGGAUUCAACCAGCAGGCCUCGACCAAUAACCAUGCCGGCAACGGCGACACCGGCAGCAGCAGCAUCAGCUCGAACCUGGCCCAAGACGGUACCAGCGGACAGGUGAGCUCGGCGAACACGAACACCCACCAGGGCCAGACGGCCAACGGUGGCUACGAGAGCAACCAGAACUCCCAGAGCCAGGCUCUGAACUUCAAGCCCGGCCAGCAGCAGGCCUCCAGCGCCAAUGCCAAUACCCAGCACACCCAGCAGGGCAACACGGACACCUACUCCUCGAACAGUGGCUCCACCUCGACGAACAAUAACCAGUUCGGAUCAUCGACCAACACGGCCAAUACCAACUCGCAGGUGGUCAGGGACGGAAACCGUCAGGACGCCACCAGUGAUGCCAACAGCCAGAGCAUCUACCAGGGCAACAACGGCCAGGGCGAUGCCACGGCCCAAACGAACGCCCAGACGAGCUCCCAGCAGGGACCCGGCGGUUUCGUGACGAACUCCGCCUCCAGCAGCGCCACAGCCACCGCCCAAAAUGGUCAGUCCGCCAACGCCAAUGCUGAUGCCAAUGCUGGCGGCGGCGGCUUCGGCCAAUUCGGUGGCCAGGGCGGUGCCGGCGCCAGUGCCAAUGGCGGUGGCUUUGGAGGCUUCGGUGGCGGCGGUAAUGCCAAUGCCAACAGUGGUGCGGGCGGUGCGGGCGCCAAUGCCGGCGCUAAUGGGGGUGGUUUUGGAGGCUUCGGCGGCGGCGGUAACGCGAAUGCCAACAGUAAUGCCGGUGGCUUCGGCAACUACGGCGGCUUUGGAUUCUUCGGACGUUAGUAGUCACGAGGUCACUCCACCCACACCACCACCGUCAGUCACACACCUUACCACCUACUCAAAAAUUUUUUUUAUGUCACCCACUUGAGCACAAGAAUAAAAGGCAUUUUGUU